Molecule: messenger RNA, 1476 nt
Organism: Aspergillus viridinutans
Lineage: Eukaryota; Fungi; Ascomycota; Eurotiomycetes; Eurotiales; Aspergillaceae
Gene: met2
Product: homoserine O-acetyltransferase
Exons: 3
Coding region: 1-1476 (491 amino acids)
Biological process (GO): L-homoserine metabolic process
Molecular function (GO): homoserine O-acetyltransferase activity
Source: RefSeq, a predicted model, not a curated record
AUGGCGCCUGAAACCAAUGGCGCUCCUGGAAAAUUCCAGAGAGUUGCCUCCUUGCCUGAAAACCCAUAUGCGAAACUCAUCACUGAUCAGUCUAUCGCUAUUAUUCCGUCAUUUACCCUGGAAUCGGGUGUGACCCUCCACAAUGUCCCGGUCGCCUACACAACGCGGGGUGAAAUGUCCCCCACCCGUAACAACGUGCUGGUGAUCUGCCAUGCUCUGAGCGGAAGUGCCGAUGUGGCCGACUGGUGGGGACCCCUGCUCGGAGGUCCCGGUCAAGCCUUUGAUACAUCGCGAUUUUUCGUCAUCUGUUUGAACAGCCUGGGUAGUCCUUACGGAAGUGCGAGUGCCGUAACUUAUAAGGAUGGCAAUCCCGAAAAAGGGCUGUAUGGACCUGAAUUUCCUCUUACCACUGUCCGCGAUGACGUGAGAAUUCAUAAGAUGGUCCUUGACGAUCUGGGCGUCCGGCAGAUUGCAGCCGUCGUCGGCGGUUCCAUGGGCGGCAUGCUGACCCUUGAGUACGCCUAUUUCGGCAAAGACUACGUCCGGGCGAUUGUACCAAUUGCCACCUCUGCCCGCCACUCGGCGUGGUGCAUCAGCUGGGGUGAAGCUCAGCGGCAAAGCAUCUACAGUGACCCCAAAUAUGAGGACGGGUAUUAUUCAUUCGAUGACCCUCCAGCCACCGGUUUGGGAGCGGCGCGCAUGUCCGCUCUUCUGACCUACCGAAGCCGCAAUUCUUUCGAGUCUCGCUUUGGUAGAAACGUUCCCGAUCCAUCGAAGAGACAGAAUAUCAAUGGCACCGAGCGUUUGCCGACUCCGCCGAAUGAACACUGGGCCAUUCAUAAUGAUGGUCAUAAGGCCGGCAUCUCUUCCCGGGCCCCCAGCGAGCGCAACUCGCCUGGGCCACAGCAGCCCUCUGAAGUCCAGUAUAUGGAUCCUCAGUUCUCCGGCACAAAGACCUUUAGCACUCCCGUCAGUAACGGUGACAGAAAGCGGCCUCCCACCUACUUUUCAGCGCAAUCCUAUCUUAGGUACCAGGGAGAGAAGUUUGUGAAACGAUUUGACGCCAAUUGCUACAUUGCUAUCACACGCAAGCUCGACACCCACGAUGUGUCACGACACCGGGCCAGUCCAGGAUCGGAGGAUCCCGUCAAGGAGGCACUAUCGCAGAUCGAGCAGCCAGCGCUGGUUCUUGGAAUCGAGACCGAUGGACUCUUCACUUUCGAAGAGCAGAAGGAAAUCGCGGCUGGCAUCCCCAACUCGAGACUCAAGCGAAUUGAGAGCCCGGAAGGUCACGAUGCUUUCCUUUUGCAAUUCGAGCAGGUCAACCGUUACAUCCUGGAGUUCUUCCGAGAAGUUCUGCCGGACAUCAUGGCGAAGCCACCUGCCGAAGGGGCAGUGGCCGUUGACGGCGUUAACAAAUUAAUCAAAAGCAGCACUUUCGGAGAGGCGGAGGUCGAGGAUAUCACUGCCUGGUAA